This is a messenger RNA of Caenorhabditis briggsae, 1434 nucleotides long. Lineage: Eukaryota; Metazoa; Nematoda; Chromadorea; Rhabditida; Rhabditidae. The coding region runs from base 1 to 1434 and encodes 477 amino acids. The transcript has 11 exons. The record is from RefSeq and is a predicted model, not a curated record. Gene Ontology annotation, molecular function: protein binding.
AUGAACAGAAGACAGACUACUGCCCAGGCAACGACCACCGCGCAUUUGGAAGCACAAAAGAGAGCAAAGUUCGAACAACGGAAGAAGGAGACGAAACAACAAGCAAUGCGCCUUGCUGUUGCUGAAAAAGGAGAAGUCGUGCCAACAUUGUCAGAGCUGCCUGACCAAUCGUUGAACUCACCGUCAAAAUUCCCCAGCACCGCUUUCUACGACACAAUCUCCACCUACCCUGUUGGCCACGGAAUGAAUACGUCAGCAUAUAAAGCAAUCUUGUUAGGAGCAAAGCCAGAAAAUCAGAUCACUUGCAAGUGCAAACACGAUUGCGUCACCAUUCCAAAUUGCCCAUGUCGUCGGAUGGCUGUUUGGAUGAACCAUGGUGAUUGCGAGAGCCUUUUGGUUUCUGGCCACGAGAUCGAUUUCUCACAAGGAGUCCACGAAAAUAAAUUUUAUUUUUCUUGCUCAUCCGGAUGCAAAUGCACCGGAUGUUCGCUCAAUAGCGUCCUGGAAGCCAAGAAGGACCAUAAUGAGAAGGUCAAGGUGACGAGAAGAAGACUGGACGUGGGUUUCGGAGUGGAGGCUAAACGCCAUAUUGAGAAAGGCGAGUUCAUUGCCACGUUCGUGGGAACGUUAUGUGGACCACUGACUGCGAAUGGGCUCAAAGCUGAGACCAUCAAUGUGCGGUAUUCAUAUACCGCGACCAACAAAAAUAGCAUCAAACAGGUGACUAAGUUGCUGAAAUCAAAGGAGUAUGUACGAUAUCUGAGGGAAGCGUACCACUCGGAUAUAAUUAUCGAUCCGCUGGAGAGAGGAAAUUUCACCCGAUUCUUCAAUCACAGCUGCCAGCCGAACUUAACAAUUGUGAAAGUCUGCGCUGGAGGAGUGUCCCCAUUGGAUCUGAACAUGGUGUUCGUUGCUAACAGAGCAAUCAACCAGGGUGAAGAAAUGACCUUUGACUAUGGUCCUCAUUAUCUGAUGGGUCAAUGUCUUUGUGAAAUCUGCAAGAACAAAGAAGACGUUGAUAUGGCAACAGCAGAAAAUAUCAAUGGAGGCUCGGAAUCAGAAAACAUUUGUCCAAACACACCAAAUCGUCUCGGCAAACGACCAUCAGGCGUCAAGAAACCCCAGAUUCCCAAGAAGUCCAAGAAGAAUGGUCUAAUGACGUUGGAAGAAUUAUGGGAUGGGCAGCUACCAUUUUCUCCUGCUAACACAUCUUCCAUACUGUCUUCUCCGGUCUUCACCAACACUCUUAUCUUCGUCAUCUCUACACCACAACAUCCAGAUUCUGGAAUCAGCAUUAUAGCUAUAGGUUUAUUGAAUUUUUAUAUUUUGUUUUGUACACUUCUAAGAAAUUUAUCUCGGGUUCUGCCCUGCCCUUACAGUCGCACAUCUCUUUUUCCGGAUACUCAAAGUUUGACAUAUCAUAUCAUCUUGUAA